AUGAUGUCGUUGGGCGUUGGAAUCUCUAUGAAUUGCUGCUUUUUGAGAAUGUCUCCUUCAUGCUAUGCACUGUCUUCUUCUUCAUCUUUAUCUUUUCCAUGUUCAUCCUUCAACUCCAAUAACCUCAACUUGAUUCCAAAAGCAUCCUCUCAAGAACUUCCUAAUGAAUUAGUUCAAGACUCAAAAUUUGUUCCUAUUAAGGAUGAUGAUCCAAGAUAUGGUCCACCUGCCUUGUUGUUGUUGGGAUUUGAAGCAGAUGAAAACUUGAAGAUUCAACAGUUUUUGAAAGAGUUAGACGGUGAAUUUAUGAAGGUUAUCUAUUGUACCAAAGACAUGCUUACGCGUUCACUUUGGGAGGUAAUGCAUACAGCACAAGAUAGUUUGGAAGAUGUCAAGAUAGACAAGUCACUUCCUCGAAUAUGUUUCUUAUCUGGUUUAAGCGGAGAGGAGAUGAUGAUGUUUGUUGAUGCUUUCCAAGAAACCGGACUAAAGUCAGCUGCAUUUGCAGCUCUUGUUCCCAACAGUGCUAAUAAACCACUAUAUGAGUUGAUAGAAGAAAUCACUGGAGAUCAUGAGAUGUUGACUGGAGAACAGUUGUGA
Lathyrus sativus (Indian pea) is the source of this 600-nucleotide messenger RNA. The record is from the annotation of a GenBank genome assembly. Lineage: Eukaryota; Viridiplantae; Streptophyta; Magnoliopsida; Fabales; Fabaceae.